This is a messenger RNA of Cricetulus griseus (Chinese hamster), 1017 nucleotides long. Lineage: Eukaryota; Metazoa; Chordata; Mammalia; Rodentia; Cricetidae. The record is from RefSeq and is a predicted model, not a curated record.
AUGAGAGCAGACAAACCACACUCAGUCCCCUUUGACUAUGGUUAUUAUGGGAGUCUUUCCAGUCCUACUUUAGGAGUUCAUGAAAUGAAUAUUGGCCCAAUUCUCUUCCAAGUGGCCACAGGGGACAUCACCAAAGAAGUGGCAGAUGUGAUUGUCAAUUUAACAAAAAACACAUUUAAUCUCAAGUCAGGGGUGUCCAAAGCAAUUCUGGAAGGUGCUGGACAAAAUGUGGAGGCAGAGUGUUCUGACUUGGCUCAACAGAACGAUGAGUAUAUACUUACUGAGGGUGGAUUACUGAAAUGCAAGAAUAUUGUCCAUGUUGUUGGUGGGAAUGAUGUUAAGAGAUCAGUUUCCUGUGUGUUGGAAGAAAGUGAACAACGGAACUACUCAUCCAUUUGCCUAUCACCCAUUGGCACAGCUGAAAUCCCUGCCAAUUGGAGUGACAUGAAGCAGAAGAAUUUGCUUGUAGUCAGUCUGCAACCCAGUGAUCCUGAAUACAACAUGGUGGCAAGCAAGUUCAAGCAGACCUGCACAAACUUUAUCAUAGAGAAUAUCAAAAGGAUCCAGAAUCCAUCUCUCUGGAGGAGGUACCAGGCAAACAAAAAAAUUAUGGAUGAAAAGAAUGGCCAAGGAAGGAACGAGAGCCAGCUCUUCCAUGGGACAGAGGCUGGCUGUAUCCUACACCUCAACAGCAAUGGGUUUAACCGCAGCUAUGCUGGGAAGAAUGCUGUGAGCUAUGGGAAGGGAACCUAUUUUGCUGUCAAGGCUUCCUAUUCUGCCAGUGACACAUACUCCAAACCAGAUGCCAAUGGGGAAAAGCACAUGUACUAUGCACGGGUUCUCACUGGGAACUACACAAUUGGAAACUCGACACUGAUUGUACCUCCUUCAAGGGACCCUUAUAAUCCUACUGAUUUGUAUGACACUGUCGUAGAUAAUUAUCAAAAUCCAAGUAUAUUUGUAGUGUUUUAUGACAAUCAAGCAUACCCAGAGUAUCUUAUCACAUUUAGGCGUUGA